Molecule: messenger RNA, 2961 nt
Organism: Schistocerca gregaria
Lineage: Eukaryota; Metazoa; Arthropoda; Insecta; Orthoptera; Acrididae
Product: bromodomain-containing protein DDB_G0280777-like
Exons: 3
Coding region: 48-929 (293 amino acids)
Source: RefSeq, a predicted model, not a curated record
CCUGCACUCCACCCAGAGGUCUGCGAGCAGCACACUCCACUGGCAGCAUGGCGAGCAAGCAGGUGGUAGUAGCCCUGGUGGCGACGUGGCUAGCGCGCUGCGUGUGGAGCCAGCAGGUGCCCUUCAACGGGCUGCAGCUGUCCAUAUCUGGGCCCGGCUUCAGCCACGUCCAGUCCGUACCCGCGCCGGCGGCCGCCACUGCAGCCAACCCCACGCUCAGCAGCCUCUUCGCCGCGCAGAGGACGUAUGCGCAGCCAAACGCAGCGCUGAACAACUUGCUGGCGGCGCAGUCGGGCCUGACGCAGCCGGGCGCCUACCUGUCAUCAUACACUGGACUGCCUCAGCAGCCGCAGCCAGCUGCUGCCUACAGCGGACUUCCGGGACAGAUCGGAGCGUACUCCGGCCUGACCCCGCAGCAGCUGUCGCCCUAUGCGGCCUUCCAGGCGCAGCACGCAGCCGCCCUGGGCGGACUCCAACCACAGCAGCUGCAGCCACAGGCCGCCGUGUACAACCCUCUGCAGGCGCAGCUGCAAGCACAGCAGAUCGGACAGCAGCAGCAGCUGCAGCAGCUGCAGCCUCAGCAGCCGCAGGUGACGCCACAGCAGGCGGACGCCUAUACCCAGCAGCUUGUCGCAUUCCAGCAGGCGCACCUGCAACUCCUGCAGCAACAGCAGCAGCAACAACAACAACAGCAACAACAACAGCAGCUGCAGACGCAACAGGUGCAGCAGCCGAUCGUUCGCGCACAGCCAGCUGCAGAACAGCAGCAGCAACAACAACAACAGCAGCAAGUGGCGGUGGCCCCAGCUGGAACAGCUGCCUCAGCACAGCAGGUGCAACAGCCGUCUGCGCUAGGUGUCAAGUUCUCCGCUGCCGACACUGUCUCUAAGAUCAGGUUCAGCGGAAAUGGGUUCAACUUCACUUACUGAAGGAGUAGGGAACAGUGUGGGUGUAAGACAGUCCAGACUAGUCUUGUGUCAGGAGCAUAGAGGUUCAAGUGUGUGAUGUGACUGAAAGAAUGUUGACAGAGAAACAAUUGUUAUUGUGCUCAUUAUGUGCUGCGUGUGAUAUUCAAUCGAUCAGUCUUUCAACAAGUAUUACCUGUUGUAAUGUUAAAGGUCUUCAGUGAAAACCAGUAAGAAAAUCAGUAAAAAUACUUCUUUCGUUUGUACCAUUACAAUUGUACAGAAAGACAGUCUCCACCCAUAUACUAUGUUAUCUUCACAGCAAGAGUUACCGAAAAGAAUGCACUCAAAAUGAAAAUUGUGAUUUCUGUGGGCCAAACACUGUUUACAGAGAUCCCUUCUUUGCUCAUAAUUUUUGUAUUUUCUCUUAGCUUCUUCGUUUCACAGAUUUCUCCAACUUUCUCAAGUGUACACUAAUAUUUCCCGGGCAAUGGCCUUGCCGCAGUGGACACACCGGUUCCCGUCAGAUCACCGAAGUUAAGCGCUGUCGGGCGUCGCCGUCACUUUGAUGGGUGACCAUCCGGGCCGCCAUGCGCUGUUGCCAUUUUCCGGGGUGCACUCAGCCUCGUGAUGCCAAUUGAGGAGCUACUCGACCGAAUAGUAGCGGCUCCGGUCAAAGAAAGCCAUCAUCACGACCGGGAGAGCAGUGUGCUGACCACACGCACCUCCUAUACGCAUCCUCAACUGAGGAUGACACGGCGGUCGGAUGGUGCCGAUGGGCGACUUGUGGCCUGAAGACGGAGUGCUUUUUUUUAAUAUUUCCCGAACCAUCACUGUAAGAAUUACCAAAAAGGAAGAAAUGAAAAUUGUUGUCUUUGUGGACCAAAAAUACUGUAAGAAUUUGCCGAAACUGAACCACUGAGAAUGAAAAUUGUAAUAUCUGUUGACCAGAAAGAACGUCCAGGGACUUUUCUUUGGUUAUAUUUUUUGUAUGUUCUCUUAGGUAUCAUCUCGUUUCCCAAAUUUUCCAAUUUUCUACACUGUGCGAGUCACAUUAAAAACUGGUUUUUCGCCAGGCAUCACUACAAGCUUCACCAAAGCGGAAGCAUUGAAAAUGAAAACUGUUACUUUUGUAGGCCAAAAAGAGUUUAAGAACUGGCGAAACGGAAGCACUGAAAAUUAAAAUUGUAAUUUCUGCGGACCGAAAAUGGUGUCGAGAGGUUUUUCUUUGGUUAUGUUUUCUGUUUUCUAUCAGUUUUCUCCUUUCCCAGGUUUUUUCAACUUUCUACAGUGUGCGAUUCAUAUAAAAAUAGAUUUUUCCCCAACCACAAUAACUGAUAAAUGUCUACCAUAUCGCUCUAAAUUCUUCCUGCACCAAAGAAAAUUUCAGUACUUGGAGUUUUCUGCCUGGUAUAUGGCCUUUUGAGUGCUAGCAGGCACAGUUAUUGCUCUACAUUGCUUAUUGUUUCUCUUCUUUAUUCACUAUUGUGGUAAUAUAUGCCAAUAGAUAACCACAGGACAUUUAACGUCUGUCUACUACUUUUCUACUGAAAAAUUUAAGCGAAGAACAAGGUCGGCAGUAGGCUAUUUCUCAAACAAGAAAUCCGUCAUCGGAAAUACCUUUUAAAAAGUAAUUGAGAUUACACAUUUUGUCAUGUAAAUCUUUUGCGUGUGCAUUACGAUGCACAGUGAAACCGAAAAUUCGUGCAGCUCUUUGUUCCCUUGCUCCCUUUUUUCUUCUGUGUUGUUCCUACGGAAGAGCCCAUCUCCUACCACCCGACACAUUUUUUUUUACGACUGCGUCAGGCAGCUCGCGGAGUUCUGGCGCUGACAAUGCCGAUAUGUGCCACGUCGUAAAUUGGGUUUCCGCUGACGUCCACUGCUGGAGAAGACAACAGAAGCCGUUAAGAGACAGAACCUGCUCGCGUUCACCAACUACUGGCAGCUAAAAGUCGUAACAGGUGUUCGACUUUUCCUCCGGCGCUGUAUUCCAAACUAUAAACCAUUCUGGAACAACUGUUGUUAAGAAUUUUUGUUGUGUUUAGAAUAAAUAUAU